Molecule: messenger RNA, 1593 nt
Organism: Cuscuta europaea
Lineage: Eukaryota; Viridiplantae; Streptophyta; Magnoliopsida; Solanales; Convolvulaceae
Source: the annotation of a GenBank genome assembly
CAUAUGCACAAAGUCAUUGCAUGCAUGCAAUAUAUCCUAAAAACAACAAGAGACAAUUCUCAAGUAAUUAGAAAGAGUAACAUCAUCAGGUGUUGAGCAAGCUAAGCAUGGGGCCUUUAAAGCAGCACCACAUUUGUGUAACUUUUCUAGUGUCAUUGAUGAUCUUCACUCUUUCCUCAGCAGAUCCCUCAAUUGAAUUUCUGCCCUAUGAUGAUGAUGCUAUAUCAUCCACACUGAAGCCAAUGGCGCCUCCACCGAAGUCGCCGCAUCCUCCUGCACCAGCCCCAUCCAAGCCCACACAUUCAUCGAAACCUCCCGCACCCGCACCCGCACCUUCUAAGCCGACGCAUGCAUCAAAAGCUCCCGCGCCCGCUCCGUCCAAGCCAACACAUGCACCUAAAGCUCCCGCGCCAGCACCAUGUAAGCCAACACAUGCAUCGAAAGCUCCCGCGCCCGCACCUUCUAAGCCCUCACACACAUCAAAAGCUCCCGCACCCGCACCAUCCAAGCCCACACACGCACCAAAAGCUCCCGCGCCCGCACCAUCUAAACCAACACAUGCAUCAAAAGCACCCGCGCCUGCACCAUCCAAGCCGACACAUGCAUCAAAAGCACCCGCGCCUGCACCAUCCAAGCCAGCACAUGCAUCGAAAACUCCCGCCCCAACACCAUCCAAGCCGACACAUGCACCUAAAGCUCCAGCGCCAGCACCGUCUAAACCCACACAUGCAUCGAAAGCUCCCGCACCCGCACCUUCUAAGCCAACGCACGCAUCUAAAGCUCCCGCGCCCACACCAUCUAAGCCAACACAUGCAUCGAAAGCUCCCGCACCUGCACCAUCCAAGCCAACACAUGCAUCGAAAACUCCCGCGCCCGCACCAUCCAAGCCAACACAUACACCUAAAGCUCCCGCUCCAGCCCCAUCCAAGCGAACACAUUCACCGAAAGCUCCUGCACCCGCACCAUCCAAGCCCACACACGCAUCAAAAGCUCCCGCACCCGCACCAUGCAAGCCAACACAUACACCAAAAUCUCCCGCGCCCGCACCAUCCAAACCCACACAUGCAUCGAAAGCUCCGGCGCCUUCACCAUCCAAGCCAACUCAUACAAUGAAAUUGGCACCACAUCGACCAGCACCCUCACCAAGGGCACCGUUGCAUACACCCCCACCAGCACCAAAACUCCCACCGCCAACACCAAAGCUUGGACGAAGGCUUGCAUUAUUGCCACCACAUCCAUCACCCAAGCCGGCACCUAAGCCAGCUCCCAAACCGCCAACUCCAAAGAGGAGCUAGAUCAUAUAUGCGCUUAUUUAAUAUUGAAUGUCCAUACGUCUAAAUAAAUUAAGAUUGCAAUAAUGCAAACUCAAUGUGAGUUGCUUGUGGUGUUAUUAUUUACCUCGAUCGCCAUGGUGGCGGGGUUGUAUACUUGUAUUAAAGGAAAUUCUUGAAUCAUACUUGGUUGUAAACUUUCUCGUUCUCUCAUCUCUUGUUUUAGAAGCAUAUAUUAUAAUCAAGAGAAAUGGUGCUAAAUAGGAGCUUAACUUAUGGUAUGUAAUUAAAUAAGAGCUUGACUUUUUUUACUCCUAAAUAG